CCCAAAACUCUUUCUGCCCCUCAGCGGAAGGAAAAGAUUGAGCAAAAGACGAUCGCGCAGACCCCGAACCGGACGGCCGACGACACCACACCCCCCUCCCUCCUCCUCCCCUCAGGCGACGACUCCAUACCUCGAUUUUUACGAUCCGGUAUUUUCCAACAUUGCCGUCCUCCGACCGACAACACUUAAACUCAUCCACCACCCGAAAAUACACCUCGCCCAUCAUGGAGGAUGUCUAUGCCGCCCUCGGCGAGGAGAGCAUCCUGCCCAAGCUCGCGUCGCAGCUGUCCCGCCACCUCGUCUUCCCGCUGAUCGAGUUCGAGGCCGGCCGUGCCGAGGAGAAGGGCGACGAUGCUGGUGCCCGCAAGAUUCUUGCCGGCAAGAUCAAGCUGCUCGAGGAUACCAACAUGGCCGACUACGUCGCCCAGCUGUACCAGGACCUCAACGGCGGUGCUGAGGCGCCUGCCGAGUACGCCAAGAAGCGCAACGAGGUUAUCGCGCAGCUUGAGAAGUAUGAGCAGGACACGGCCAAGAUUUCGGAGCUGUUGACUCGCGAGGACGUCGUUGGCGCCCUGCGCAGCGACAAGGUUGCCAACUUGGAGUUCUUGAAGAAGGAUCACGAUGUCACCAUCGAGAUGGUCAACGCCCUGUACGAGUUUGGCCAGUUCCAGUUCCGCUGCGGCAACUACGGUGCCGCUGCCGAGCUGCUGUACCAGUUCCGUGUCCUGUCCACCGACAACGACCGCGUCGCCUCUGCCACCUGGGGUAAGCUCGCCUCCGAGAUCCUCACCACCAACUGGGACUCCGCCGUCGAGGAGAUUAUGAAGGUCAAGGAGAGCAUCGACAGCAAGCUCUUCAACAACCCCCGCGCGCAGCUCGACCACCGCACCAUGCUGGUCCACUGGGCCCUCUUCCCCCUCUUCAACCACGAGGCCGCCCGCGAGCCCAUCCUGGACCUCUUCUUCUCCGCCGCCUACAUCAACACCAUCCAGACCGCCUGCCCGUGGGUCCUGCGCUAUCUCAUCGCCGCUGUCAUCACCGGCCGCUCCCGCUCCCGCAACUCCUCCCUGCAGGCCAAGCAGAUGAAGGACAUCAUCCGCUACGUCCGCCAGGAGGCCUACGAGUACGCCGACCCCGUCACCGAGUUCGUCUCGGCCCUGUACGUCGCCCACGACUUCAACGCCGCCCGCGAGGCCCUCCGCAAGGCCGAGGAGGUCUGCCGCGCCGACUUCUUCCUCAUGUCGUCGUCCGACGCUUUCGUCGACGCCGCGCGCCACCUCAUCUGCGAGAGCUACUGCAAGAUCUUCUCCCGCAUGAACAUCCGCGACCUCUCCGCCAAGCUCGGCCUCAACCCGGACGACGGCGAGAAGUGGAUCGUCAACCUCAUCCGCGAGACCCGCCUCGACGCAAAGAUUGACAGCCAGGAGGGCACCGUCAUCAUGAACCACCCGCCCAACAACGUCUACCAGCAGGUCAUUGAGAAGACAAAGGGCGGCUUCUUCCGCACGCAGGUGCUCACCGCCGCCGUCUCCAAGUAGGAUUUGGCUUCCCCGACGGAGCGGCGCCAGCACCAGUAUGAGCAGAAGCAGAAGCUACAGCAGAUGCUUUGGGAUUAUUGAGGAUGGGCAAGCAAUGAAGAAGAACGCUAGCUUUUAAUGGCCACACACGAAUCACACAUGAUUUCAAGACGAUUACCGUACAAAAAAAGAUGGGAAAUUGUUUUUUGGUGAUCCAAAAAGAAGAAGGGGGAGAAAACCCGGGGUUUUCUUUUUUUUUUUUACAAUGACACGAUAGAACCUACACCGCCAGAUCCACGACACUAGAGGGAUAUCUCACCUCUCUGAGGGACGAGGAUUCCUUCUGGGGACGAGAUUUGGUGGAAAGGGGCGUUUGACGUGGGCGGAUUUCGGAAAACAAAGAAUCGAGGAUCCUGGUCAUAUCACACACCACACAUACAUUACACACACUACACACACACGCAGACAUCCCCGAGGCUUCUUUUUGCAUUGGCACGGCGUUCAGGGCAAAAACGGGGAGGAGAUCUUCCCCCCCUUCCCAAAAGGGCUAAGUGAAGGGUGGAAGUCGAGAGGGGUGAAGGACGGGGGC
Molecule: messenger RNA, 2106 nt
Organism: Colletotrichum scovillei
Lineage: Eukaryota; Fungi; Ascomycota; Sordariomycetes; Glomerellales; Glomerellaceae
Product: eIF3 subunit 6 N terminal domain-containing protein
Exons: 2
Coding region: 225-1538 (437 amino acids)
Biological process (GO): translational initiation
Cellular component (GO): nucleus; cytoplasm; eukaryotic translation initiation factor 3 complex
Molecular function (GO): translation initiation factor activity
Source: RefSeq, a predicted model, not a curated record